Arvicanthis niloticus (Nile rat) is the source of this 1406-nucleotide messenger RNA. The record is from RefSeq and is a predicted model, not a curated record. Lineage: Eukaryota; Metazoa; Chordata; Mammalia; Rodentia; Muridae.
GCAACGCUGGAGCGCUGUGCUGUUCCCGCCAAUUCUCGUGUCAGUCCUGUCCGGGUUUAGUUCCUUACUUCAUGGAGCCAUUUGAUCCCGCAGAGCUGCCGGAGCUACUCAAGCUUUAUUACCGAAGGCUCUUUCCCUACGCCCAGUACUAUCGCUGGCUCAACUAUGGCGGAGUGACAAAGAAUUACUUUCAACACCGAGAAUUUUCGUUCACACUGAAAGAUGAUAUUUACAUUCGUUACCAGUCCUUCAACAACCAGAGCGAUCUGGAAAAGGAGAUGCAGAAGAUGAACCCAUAUAAGAUUGAUAUAGGCGCAGUAUAUUCUCACAGACCCAGUCAACACAAUACAGUGAAGCUGGGAGCUUUCCAGGCUCAGGAGAAAGAACUGGUCUUUGACAUUGACAUGACAGACUACGAUGACGUAAGGAGAUGCUGCAGUUCUGCAGACAUAUGUUCCAAGUGCUGGACUCUCAUGACAAUGGCCAUGCGCAUCAUAGACCGAGCACUGAAGGAGGACUUUGGAUUUAAGCACCGCCUCUGGGUGUAUUCAGGAAGGAGAGGUGUGCACUGCUGGGUCUGUGAUGAGUCCGUUCGAAAGCUGUCCUCGGCUGUACGCUCCGGGAUCGUGGAGUACUUGAGUCUUGUAAAGGGUGGUCAAGAUGUUAAAAAGAAAGUUCACCUAAAUGAGAAAGUUCACCCUUUUGUCAGAAAAUCUAUAAACAUAAUUAAAAAGUACUUUGAAGAAUAUGCCUUAGUUAACCAAGAUAUUCUCGAAAAUAAAGAAAACUGGGAUAAGAUUUUAGCCCUUGUUCCUGAGACAAUUCAUGAUGAGCUGCAAAGAGGGUUUCAGAAGUUUCACAGUUCACCUCAGCGCUGGGAACACCUGAAGAAAGUGACCAGUGCACCUCAGAAUACCAAGACUGAUAAGUGUGGCCCCUGGCUGGAAUGGGAGAUUAUGCUCCAGUACUGUUUCCCACGCCUGGAUAUCAACGUCAGCAAAGGCGUCAAUCACUUACUGAAGAGUCCUUUCAGUGUCCAUCCUAAGACAGGUCGCAUUUCUGUGCCUAUCGAUUUUCAGAAAGUGGAUCAGUUUGAUCCAUUUACUGUUCCAACUAUAAGCGCCAUCUGCCGGGAAUUGGAUGUGGUUUCCACUAGUGAGAAGGAAAAGGAGAAUGAAGCUGAAGCUGAAGGCAGACACAGACUCAGAGAUUAUAAGAAGACCAGCCUAGCACCAUAUGUGAAAGUAUUUGAACAGUUUCUCGAAAAUCUGGAUAAAUCCCGGAAAGGGGAACUUCUCAAGAAAAGUGAUUUACAAAAAGAUUUCUGAAGAAAACAACUUCCAUCCAACCUACGUGAAUGCCUUCUGCCUUCGACCAUGGAGCAUUUAAUAAAUACAGUAGAAUCA